This is a messenger RNA of Olea europaea var. sylvestris, 2526 nucleotides long. RefSeq names its product proteinaceous RNase P 1, chloroplastic/mitochondrial-like. NCBI's taxonomy places the organism in Eukaryota, Viridiplantae, Streptophyta, Magnoliopsida, Lamiales, Oleaceae. The record is from RefSeq and is a predicted model, not a curated record. Gene Ontology annotation, biological process: tRNA 5'-leader removal. Gene Ontology annotation, molecular function: ribonuclease P activity; protein binding. The transcript has 7 exons. Bases 487 to 2202 code for a protein of 571 amino acids.
ACAAAUUUUCAUAAAAGAAAAAAAAAUGCCUAAACAAGCGGAAACGAUUAUUCAGAUAAGGAAAACGAAAACACAUCGGUUUGGAUUUACAGAGCAGAACAAAUAAGCAAUUCCCAAUUACUUAUUAUCAAUCUUUUGAGUUUCUUUUCUUCUUUCAUUCCCUAGAAGACAAUUCUAAAGCAAUUUUUUUCUUGCACUUGAAAACGUGCAAACUUGUCUAUCUACGUUAAUCUUUCAAGCAUUCUUAAUUCCCAUUCCAGCAGGGUGCUCUGGAUAAAUCUUUAAUAUGUCCUGAUUCUGUGCUGUGUGCAGAAAGCAAAGCUUUUUUGAACCCUCAUUUGACUGCAGCUCUUGUUGCAACAAAGUUUCAAGGGACCAUUUACAACAAGGCUGUCAUGUCAAUUUAUAAACGAAUUGCGUGGGAGUAGCAUUACAUUGUGAGUUGCAGCGAGUAGUAAAACUAAAAAUUCUCCCCUUCCACCAGGGAUGCUCUUUCAUGUGGCUUAUCUUUGUCCUAAAACCUCGCCUCUUUUCCCCCUCUUCUCCAAAAACUCUAAAUCACUGUUUCUCUGUUGUAAAUCAUUUUCAUACCUCCACCACUACCAUUACCUCGUAAAGAAUAAUGCCAAAAGCCAACACAGGAGGCCUCUUUCCAUUACCCAAAUGACAACCCGACUGUCCACCUCAGCAUCUCUCCUUCAAAAUCCCACAAAUUCAGUCCCUAAAAAAUCAAAGAAAAAAGCCCAAUAUGAGGCCCCAGAAAGUGUACUUCGCCACAAGCUCGACCAGUGCUCAAAACAUGGUGACUUUUCCGAGGCCAUUCGCCUUUACAAUGAGGCGAGGGCAAGUAAUAUUCAACUCAAUGUACAUCAUUAUAAUGUUUUGCUUUAUUUAUGUUCACCAAAUAAUGAUGGCAGUGGGCAGGAUGUAGAUAAUUUUGUAGGUUUGGAAAAGGGCUUUGAGAUUUUUAAACAGAUGCGGUUGGAUAAAGUGAUUCCAAAUGAGGCUACAUUUACCAAUGCUUCAAGAUUAGCAGCAGCUAAGAAGGACCCAGAAAUGGCUUUUGAGUUGGUUAAGGAAAUGAAGAAUCAUGGAAUAAUUCCAAAGUUGAGGUCCUAUGGGCCGGCAUUGUUUGAGUUUUGUGAGAAGGCAAUGGCUGAUAAAGCAUAUGAGGUGGAUACCCAUAUGGUGGAUAACAAGGUCUCAGCCGAAGAGCCUGAGCUUUCAGCACUUUUGAGGGUUAGUUCUGGUGUCAAGAGGGAGGAGAAAGUGUAUGAGAUGAUUCAUAGGUUGAGAGCCACUGUGAGGCAGGUGUCUGAGGAGACGGCCAGUAUAGUGGAGGAUUGGUUUAGGUCAGAUAGGGCGGCGGAGGUUGGAAUGGAGAAUUGGAAUGUAGAAGAGGUGAAGGAAGGAAUUGUGAAGGGAGGGGGUGGAUGGCAUGGGCAAGGAUGGUUGGGGAAAGGGAAAUGGAGAGUGAUGAGGACCCAGAUGUAUGAGACUGGGGUCUGCCAAUUGUGCAGAGAGAAGCUUGUUUGUAUAGAUAUUGAUCCCAUGGAGACACAGAAUUUUGCAAAUUCUUUAGCAAAAUUGGCUAGCGAAAGAGAAGCUAAAGCUGGCUUUUGGCAAUUUCAGGAAUGGAUUCGACAUCAUGGUCCAUUUGAUGCAGUAGUAGAUGGUGCUAAUGUGGGCCUUAUUAAUCAGCAUAAUUUCAGUUUUUCCCAGCUCAAACAUGUUAUGUAUCACUUGCGUAAACUGAGUCCGUCAGGAAAGCUACCUCUUGUUAUUCUGCAUAAAGGUCGUGUAACUGGUGGUCCUGCACAGCACCCUAACAACAAGAAGUUGUUGGAAAGUUGGAAGAAGGCUGGGGCACUUUAUGUCACCCCUCCUGGUUCGAAUGAUGAUUGGUAUUGGUUGUAUGCUGCUGUUAGCUCCAAGUGUUUGCUGGUGACAAAUGAUGAGAUGAGAGACCACCUGUUCCAACUUCUAGGCAAUAGUUUUUUCCCCAGAUGGAAAGAAAAGCAUCAGGUCAGGUUAACUCCUUCCAGUGAUGGACUCCAGUUCCGCAUGCCACCACCUUAUUCAAUUGUCAUUCAGGAGUCUGAACAGGGCAGUUGGCACAUUCCAACCGUAACUGGAGACGAUCUUGAGACCCCGAGGCAAUGGAUUUGUGCCACAAGAAUAAAGGACCUGAAGCUGAAUUGAGGUAGAUAAAUUUCUACUUUCAAACUUCAGAGGAUAAGAUGAGGAAGGUGAAGCUUGGGGAAAAUAAUCUGGUCAGAAGUCGUAAAAUCAUUUUAUUAAUUGUGUUCUGUGGAGACAUUCUUGGAGUAUCGGUCGAAGAAGUCAAUUUUUUUUUCCUUUUUUACAUAAAUGCGUACAAUAAUGGGUGUCUGAGGUGGAGAGUUAUAGUCUUAAUACGCAUUAUUGGACGUGUUUUUAUUACUUCAGAGUACUAUGUUAUGAUUUCUAGUCCCUACCAAUAUACACUGAAGAUAUAUUCAUGACACAUGUUUGAACUUAUUGUUA